AAUCGCAAAUCCGACGUCGUUUUAGCGUUCCAAAUCGUUUCUUCUCCCCUUGGACCAUCGUCUUCUUCCUAUUAUCUUCUUUUGAAAGCAUCAGAUUUCCUACGGCUGUAGUACCCUCUCUGUACUCCCACCGUCACCGCCUCCAAAAUGUCCGAUGAGAUCAGGAUCCGUCCCGUCGGCGGCACCGAGCACAGCUGGUGCCGCGCCGUUCCCGGUGGCACCGGCACCACCGUUCUCGGCCUCCUCCUCUCAAAACCUCCCGAUAUAUCCCAUCUCCAAGCCUCCCUCCACAAUCUCCAAAACCUCCACCCAAUCCUCCGCUCCAAAAUCCACCACGAUCCUUCCCGACGAGAUUUCUCCUUUCUUAUUCCCCCUUCUCCGUCGAUCCAUCUCCAGAUCCUCGAUCUCGCCGCUGCCGCACGUGCCAUCGCCUCUCAUCCCGACGCCGACGAUCCUUCCAUCUCCGAUUUUCACAAGAUCCUCGAGCACGAAAUCAACCGCGCCAAGUGGCUCAAUCCAAGCCAUCCAUCCUAUUCCGAUACUGAUGUGAUGUUCGCCACCGUCUACGCCGUCAGCGACGGCCAAUGGGCGGUGUUUCUCACCCUCCACACAGCGGCUUGCGACCGGGUUGCAGCGGCGUCUCUGUUGCGAGAGCUGCUCGUGCUUACGGCGGCGGAAGGAAAAAUCGAGGGCGGAGGAUUUAAAAUCGGGGAUAAUGGUGAGAUUGGAUCGGGGAUUGAGGAUCUAAUCCCUAGCGGUAAAGCGCACAAGCCUCUGUGGGCGCGUGGAUUGGACAUGCUUGGUUACUCGUUGAAUUCUUUCCGAUUCGCAAAUUUGGAAUUCAAAGACGCGAGUUCUGAGAGAUUUUCUCAGAUGAUUAGGUUGAAAUUGAACUCCGAUGAGACCCAGAAACUUCUGGCUGGCUGCAAAUCGAGAGGCAUUAAGCUGUGUGGAGCUCUUGAAGCUGCUGGAUUGAUAGCUACUCGAUGUUCUAAAGACCUUCCUCCUCAUCAGACGGAGAAAUAUGCUGUGGUUACCCUCAUCGAUUGUCGUUCCCUCCUUGAUCCUCCCCUCACAACCCACCAUUUAGGAUUCUAUCACUCUGCCAUCCUCAACACACACGACAUAUCAGCUGAAGAUACUCUAUGGGAAGUGUCAGAGCGAUGCUAUUUUUCCUUCUCAAAUGCCAAAGACAACAACAAGCAUUUCACAGACAUGUCUGACUUGAACUUUCUCAUGGGCAAAGCGAUCGAAAAUCCUGGCCUCACUCCAUCCUCAUCCAUGAGAACGGCCCUAAUCUCGGCGUUCGAAGACCCGAUCAUCUACACAUCUGACCCUGCUCAGCAGCACCUUGGCAUAUCUGAUUACAUUGGUUGUGCCUCCGCACACGGUGUCGGACCAUCGAUCGCCCUCUUCGACUUGAUUCGUGACGGUCAGUUGGAUUGUGCUUGUGUGUACCCGUCGCCUUUGUUCUCCAGAGAUCAAAUGAACCAACUUUUUGAUGAGAUGAAGAAAAUUUUGGUGAGUAGUGCCAUGGAAGUAGUUGAAGGCUAGAAGUUUAGCUCGAUUCUUGAAAUGUGUAUGUGCCUCUUGUUUUUAUGUAAUUUUUAUGAUGCAAUGUUGUUGCUCUUUUGCCUCGUAAAU
Cucurbita maxima (winter squash) is the source of this 1644-nucleotide messenger RNA. RefSeq lists its product as uncharacterized. The transcript has 3 exons. Lineage: Eukaryota; Viridiplantae; Streptophyta; Magnoliopsida; Cucurbitales; Cucurbitaceae. The record is from RefSeq and is a predicted model, not a curated record. Bases 148 to 1554 code for a protein of 468 amino acids.